AUGUCACCAUAUGCGUUGGUGUUUGAGAAGGCGUGUCAUCUGCCGUUGGAAGUAGAGCAUAAGGCGUUGUGGGUAGUGAAGAAGCUUAACUUUGAUUUGAAGGCUGCAGGGGAGGAGAGAAAACUUCAGUUACUCAAGCUGGACGAAUGGAGACUACAGGGGUACGAAAAUGCAAAAAUAUACAAAGAACGUACGAAGCGUUGGCAUGACAAGCGACUGUGUGAAAAUAAUCUCCAGGUAGGUCAGAAGGUCUUACUGUUCAAUUCUAGGCUACGACUCUUUCUGGGAAAAUUGAAAUCGCGCUUGUCUGGACCAUUCAUAAUUAAAGAAGUAUUCUCGCACGGAGCGGUAGAAUUAACAAACAAAGAGGGGACCAAUGCAUUUAAGGUAAAUGGACAAAGAGUUAAGAUGUAUCAUGGAGGAGAUUUCCAACGCGAGAAAAUCUCCGUGCACUUGAGCAAGCCAAAAUGA
Messenger RNA from Benincasa hispida (wax gourd), 471 nucleotides. RefSeq lists its product as uncharacterized. NCBI's taxonomy places the organism in Eukaryota, Viridiplantae, Streptophyta, Magnoliopsida, Cucurbitales, Cucurbitaceae. The record is from RefSeq and is a predicted model, not a curated record.